UCUGCGACCGGGGUCAGACCACGACGCCCACGUCUGGAGAACUACGUGGUUGCGUCGUCGGUUCCUGGAGGGGCAUAUUGCCAAGGCCGGCGAACACCUCCUCGGUGACAGCGGCUACCCCCUGGAACCAUGGCUCCUGACCCCAGUCACAGGCCACCCUCCCAUACACACUGCAGAAGGCAGGUACAACACUGCACAUGCUGCCAUGCGGUCCGUAGUGGAGCGGUGCAUUGGGCUUUUGAAGAGCCGCUUCCGCUGCCUUCAGCGGUACCGCGCCCUCCACUACGAGCCAGACCGCGCUGCCAACAUCGUUGCAGCAUGUGCAGUGUUGCACAACUUGUGUCUUGAUGAAGGUGACGUGUUGUUGGAUGAUGUUAGUGAUGACAGCAGCAACAGCAGCAGUGACAAUGAAAGUGGCAACCCCUCCCCACAGAGAGUUCCCCGAGUGAGGGCAUCACGCAUGAUGUACCUGAGAGGCUGUGCUGCCCGGGAUAAUGUUAUUAGCUCAUUUGGCACGACACGGCAGCAGCACCAGCACUACCUGAAAAGGGUGCGAAGGCGGCUGCGUCGACAGCAGCACCGACAGCAGCAAUAAACACGUGCCUGACACUGCAGGCAGAUGUUUAUUACUGCUGUCUACACACCUAAUAGAGAGCAGGAACCAAUGUGAAGAAAUGUGUGCAAUUAGUGGAUAGCGUGCUGUUUCUUUAUCGAAUCUGCUCAAUCAUAACCAGCGUUUUCACGUGUCCUCUGCCAGUGAGCUGUUACUACCGGAGAUGAUUGCAUCAUUCCACUGUGACACUACAUGAGAGCCUUUCAUUUAGUACCUGUGGAUAGAACACUGUGUUCAUCAGCAGAAUGCUGUAGCCACUUCUCUGGGCAGCUGUGGUUUGCCAAAUGAUUUGCUGCUGCUGCUGUUGCUUCUGUCAUCACCGACACUGUCACCGCCAUCUGCACUGUGUAUGGGAGGCUGGUCUUCGUCUCCUCCCUUCCUAUUUGGGCUGCUGUCAAGCACAACAUUUCUCGCUCCACCAUGUGUACUGUUCUCACGCACCUUUUAGGUCCUGCGCUAUUUUGCCACACAGCCACCGCACAGUUCCUUGACAGAAGGCCAAGUUAUGCCGAAAACAAUCGCCUGGCAUGUCAAGCGCGUUAUUCUCAAUUGGGAGAGUGUACAUAUGUAAAUAGUUCUGAAAUUGAAGGAACACACAUUGUAAAUAUUCAUUUCAAGUGCCACUUGCAUUGUUUAAAAUUGUUUAUUUAUAUCUGCAUUGUAAAUAAAACCAUGUGACCCAUC
Molecule: messenger RNA, 1297 nt
Organism: Dermacentor andersoni
Lineage: Eukaryota; Metazoa; Arthropoda; Arachnida; Ixodida; Ixodidae
Source: RefSeq, a predicted model, not a curated record